AUGCCUUUUCAUGACUGGGAAAAGACUCCAAACUUUGAUCCUGCCAAGAUUUCUGUUAACUCGCCACGUUGGGUCAAUUAUAAGGGAUCUCUUCUUACUAAGGCCCAGGAAAUGGCAGACGACGCCCAUAUUAGUCAAGAUUUCAUCUCCUCAGUUAUCGCGGGAGAAGCGUUUGCCGACGCCUCCCUUUUGGCCUUCCGUGACUCAAGUUCCUUUAGAGCGGGUGAACUCCAUCGCCAUUUAGAUCAAUGGGACAAGUUAUUUCAAUCGUCUGAUAACAAUUUCUCUGAAGUACUGGACUGGAUUCAUAACUUUAUCCACGUUGACAAGUUUUUCACCCAUUAUAAAGGAAGCUAUAAGGGAGUCAAUUAUAACUGCGAAAGACCGCCUGCUCGCAUUUUUGCUAAUCAUCCUUCUUGUAAGGCGUUUGCCCAGUUUAUUUCUGAUACUCUUAUCGAGAGAUUAGCUUCAGGCGCCAUCUCCCUCUGGGGCAAGGUAGGGGAAUGUCCACCUCCACACCUGGUCAUGCCGCUUACAGUAGAACCUACUAAACCACGCCUUUGUAAUGACGACAGAUUUCUCAACCUUUGGACUCAAGACCGCCCUUUUAAAUUGGACAGUGUUCAGCACUUACCCAAGUAUGUUCUCCCUGGCUUCUUUCAAACUGUCUGCGAUGACAAAUCCGGUUACGACCAUAUCCAACUCUCAGUGGACAGCCGGCCGGACAUUUUUUGGAUUCGAGUGGGGCGGAUGGUUUUUUGUCAGUUGUUGUAUUCCAUUUGGUUGGAAAUCGUCCGCCUACAUUUAUCACUCCACUGGCCUCCUUGCCUCUCAUUAUCUACGGUCGCUUGGCAUUCCUUCUUCGCUGUACAUCGACGACCGUCACAGUAGUCAGCUUUCUUUCCCUAAUGGUUGUCUUCCGGUUGCUUAUCAAAAUUUGCCCUCCCAGGAUAGCAUUAAUUUGGCUUUAGCCAACGCUGCUAUCUUUCUUACGUGUUUUAUCCUUUCCUCCCUCGGUUAUUUUAUUGGUUUGGAUAAAUCGACUUUGGUACCUUGCAAGCAAGUCUCUUACUUGGGUUUUAUUUCCGAUUCUGAGAAACAGGCCUUCAUGUUAUUGCCUCACAAGAAAGAAAAGUUUCUUACUCUUCUCAAGCAGGCUCUUAGUUCAGAAUCCAUCGACCUGGUUACUCUCCAAAGGUUAGGAGGGAAGUGCAUUUCAAUGGUUCUGGCCGUGCCAGGUGCAAGGCUUUAUACAAACGAAAUUAACUUGGCCCUUUCUCGUGCUGUGCGCUCAUCUCGACCGGUCAAACUAUCCGGGCCCUUGAGACAGGAGUUGGAGCAUUGGCUCUUUUUGGAAACCUGGAACGGCUUCCUUCCUUGGCGUUCCGAGAAACACUGCCAUUUUCGUUUGUUCUCGGAUUCUUCCUCUUUUGCUUGGGGAGGUGUAUUGAGUCCGGGUGCCAUUACUGUUAGCACUUUCGACUACUGGGAUUCUUCUGUUAUUGGGGCCGACAUUGCUACCAAGGAAACUCUUGCCCUCAACAAUGCCUUACAAUCCUUUGGGAAUACGGUAAGAAACUCAUGGGUGGAUGCAUUUGUUGACAGUCAGGUUUUGCUUCACUCUUGGAACAGGCGUGGUUCCCGUUCCCACUCUUUGGUGACCGCUCUUAAGUGCUUGUUUCAAACUACCAUGCAUCUUAACGUUGAUCUGCAUGUCUACUAUGUUCCUGGCCCUGAGAACCCUGCGGAUUCUCCCUCCCGUCGGCUAAGCUUUCAGGACUCUAGACUUAGUCCAAAAACGUGGGAUUUGGUCCAAAGUCUGUAUGGCGGUCCUAAAGGUCACUCCGUUGAUCUUACGGCACAAGCUUCAAAUGUCCAAACUGACCUAUCUGGCAAACCUCCACCAUUUUUUUCUGAAAGUCCCUUAGUUAAUGCUUUGGGGGUUAAUGUGUUUGCACAAUCCCCUAACUUGUAUCGACCUGAGAUUUUUUCGAAUCCUUACAUUUUCCCGCCCAUUUGCCUUAUUCCCAAGGUCUUUAAGUAUCUUAAUAGCCUUAAGUUGCCAUACACCUUUGUUGUCCCAGACGUGAUCCCACAUCGUUUUUGGUGGCCUUUGCUUCUGUCCGCAUGCUCUUCCAGCUCCUUGCUAGCCUCUAAAGGGGCUAGUGGCGUUCUUCUCACCCCUUCCAGGGAUGGUAUCUUGGGUGACAGGCCGAUCCCCUGGGACCUUUGGGUUUUCCGGAUUUCAAAUAAUUAGACUCGCAGUAUUUCAUACUGUUUAAGGAUUAUCAAGCGAGCAAAUCCAUUUUGCUGUUGCAUUUGAUGUGUUUCUGUCAUUAAGAUGUAAUUUCAAUAAAGUCAUCGAGUCUUGUACUUUUCGUCUCUCCUUAAUUUUAUUUAGUUAUUUUCAACUAUAUUUGGUAUUUAUUCUCAUUUAGUCUUUCAUCUGUCUUCCCUAUUAGGAUCUCCCCACAAGUACAGCGGUUUUUUAUCCCCGCUGUAGCUUGCCCUUCAUGUGCUUAUGCCAACGACCAUUUGUUUCGUUUUUGCCAAAUGUGUGGCUACAAAAGAAAGUCAGUCCCACGUCAGCCUGCCUCGAAAAUAAAAGUGGAUCUCGCAGCCAUUGAUGCUCGUUUGCAACAGCUUACACAAACGGCCAACACGUCUUCGUAUUCAAAGCAAAAAUCCUCUUUGCGUGGAGUUUGAAACCUUUUUAGCCUCUUUGCCUAAUACAAAGUCUAUCUAUUCCGCCACCCCCGAAGAUGUUUCGCGUUUUCUGAUUUGGAAAGAUCGUCACGGGAAAAGGGUUGUCCAUGUAGCUGAAUGUGUAAAUGCCCCAAACCAAGAUGCUUCUGAUUGCGGUUUCCCCAAGCGACUCGCGUUUAAAACCGUGGAUUCCUAUAUUGGAAAACUUCGUGCAAUAUUUAACGAGGCCGGCCGUUCUGGCGAAUGGAAUAGUAUGCUAGGUUUUGGUAAUCCUGCUGCUUCUUCUCCAGUCCAAGGUUAUCUUAAGGCUGUAUCUGAGGAACAAUUGCGUGCUCAUAUCGUCCCCAAGCAAGCAGUCCCGUUUUUUCUACCGAAGCUCUUACUUCUGGCAAGGUUAUGGGAUAGAAAAAUGGCGGAUCCGGCAGUCAGCCCUUCCGCUCUCUUUAUUCUGGCUCGAGAUCAAGCAUUCUUUAAAACUCUAUUCUUCAGCGCGGAUAGAGGUUCUGAUCUGGGAUGUGUGAAAACCGCAGAAAUUAUGCGUUUCCCUAAAGACGAUGGCUUUUUAUUUAAUCAUGUUUGGGGUAAAACUUUACGAGACGGCGCCUAUAACGUCUUUGGAAUUCGUCGCCAUUCAAAUCCCCAGCUUUGCCCGGUCAAGGCAAUUGAAACAUAUGUGGCUGUCACCUCAGAACUACGCAUAACUCUCUCCAACGGCUACUUAUUUCGCCCCACUAAUCACCAGGGUCAUAUCGUCAAUAUGCCCCUUACAAGUUCUUCCGCAGAAGCCCGCUUGAAAUAUUAUUUAAAGGACGCGAAAAUUGAUGAAGGCGAGACUCUGCACGGUUUCCGCUCGGGCUCCGCCAUUACCCUCGCUUUGUCUGGAUCACAGCUCGCUGAUGUGAUGUCCCACGUGGGUUGGUCCAACAUGGGUACUGCCCUUUACUACAUGAAGUUAGCUGAAGUUCUUCGUGAAGGAUCUCCUUCUGACUUAUUGUCUUCAAACGAGUUGGCGGCCUCCGCCUCCACAACUUUAUAUGCGGAUCUUAAUCGCUUAAAAGACUUCGUUUCUGCGUUUCCUCGUUCCUAA
Messenger RNA from Porites lobata, 3793 nucleotides. The record is from the annotation of a GenBank genome assembly. Lineage: Eukaryota; Metazoa; Cnidaria; Anthozoa; Scleractinia; Poritidae.